AUGGAGUACUGGGAAACUGACUAUUCCAGAAGGAAUGAAUGUAUCCAAGGACAUGGAUACGUAAAAAAUGUGCCGGAUCAUGCCCGGUACCGCGCCCGGGAGCGGCGGGCGCGUUUUGUGGGCAAGAACGGUGCCUGCAACGUGGCCCAUAAAAACAUCCGGGAGCAGGGACGCUUCCUUCAGGACGUCUUCACCACCCUGGUGGACCUCAAGUGGCCCCACACGCUGCUCAUCUUCACCAUGUCUUUCCUCUGCAGCUGGCUGCUCUUCGGCAUGGUCUGGUGGCUCAUUGCCUUUGCCCACGGAGACCUGGACCACAGCACCCGGCUGCAGCGUGACCCCAGAGAGGGGGCGGCGGGGGCUCCGGCCAGCUUUGUGCCCUGUGUGACCAGCAUCCACUCCUUCACCUCUGCCUUCCUCUUCUCCAUCGAGGUGCAGGUGACAAUUGGCUUUGGGGGACGCAUGGUGACAGAGGAGUGCCCAGCUGCCAUCCUGGUGCUGAUCGUGCAGAACAUCGUGGGGCUGGUGAUCAAUGCCAUCAUGCUGGGCUGCAUCUUCAUGAAGACCUCUCAGGCCCAUCGCCGGGCUGAGACCCUCAUCUUCAGCAAGCACGCGGUCAUCGCCCUGCGGGAGGGCAAGCUCUGCUUCAUGCUGCGGGUGGGUGACCUCCGGAAGAGCAUGAUCAUCAGCGCCACCAUCCGCAUGCAGGUGGUGAAGAAGACUGCCAGCCUGGAGGGGGAGGUGGUGCCCCUCAACCAGAUUGACAUCCAGAUGGAGAACCCCGUGGGGGGCAACAGCAUCUUCCUCGUCUCCCCACUCAUCAUCUACCACGUGAUAGACAAGAACAGCCCCCUCUACGACAUCUCCCCCGUGAACCUUCACCACCAUGAGGACCUGGAGAUCAUCGUCAUCUUGGAAGGGGUCGUGGAGACCACCGGCAUCACCACUCAAGCCAGAACCUCCUACCUGGCGGAUGAAAUCCUCUGGGGCCAAAGGUUUGUGCCCAUCGUGGCAGAGGAAGAUGGGCGAUACUCUGUGGACUACUCUAAAUUUGGCAACACAGUGAAAGUGCCCACCCCUUCGUGCACUGCUAGGCAGCUGGAGGAGGACAAGAGCAUUAUGGACACCAUGCCAUUGUCCCCUAGAGGCACAAUAAGGAAGAGGUCUGUCAAGCUAAAGCCCAAGUUUACCAUAAGCGAUGAGCCCUCCUGA
Molecule: messenger RNA, 1212 nt
Organism: Egretta garzetta (little egret)
Lineage: Eukaryota; Metazoa; Chordata; Aves; Pelecaniformes; Ardeidae
Gene: KCNJ11
Product: potassium inwardly rectifying channel subfamily J member 11
Exons: 2
Coding region: 1-1212 (403 amino acids)
Biological process (GO): regulation of monoatomic ion transmembrane transport; potassium ion import across plasma membrane
Cellular component (GO): plasma membrane
Molecular function (GO): ATP-activated inward rectifier potassium channel activity
Source: RefSeq, a predicted model, not a curated record